This is a messenger RNA of Procambarus clarkii (red swamp crayfish), 801 nucleotides long. Its product is annotated as golgin subfamily A member 6-like protein 7. The record is from RefSeq and is a predicted model, not a curated record. NCBI's taxonomy places the organism in Eukaryota, Metazoa, Arthropoda, Malacostraca, Decapoda, Cambaridae.
AUGGCUGGUUUAGUGUUCCAAGCAGAGGUGGUGGGAGAGAGAGCAUUCCAGUUGUUGGAGAGAGCAUUCCAGUUGUGGGAGAUAGAAUUCCAGUUGUGGGAGAUAGAAUUCCAGUUGUGGGAGAUUGAGUUCCAGUUGUGGGAUAUAGAAUUCCAGCUGUGGGAGAGAGCAUUCCAGUUGUGGGAGAUUGAAUUCCAGUUGUGGGAGAGAGCAUUCCAGUUGUGGGAGAUUGAAUUCCAGUUGUGGGAGAUAGAAUUCCAGUUGUGGGAGAUUGAAUUCCAGUUGUGGGAGAUAGAAUUCCAGUUGUGGGAGAUAGAAUUCCAGUUGUGGGAGAUUGAAUUCCAGUUGUGGGAGAUAGAAUUCCAGUUGUGGGAGAUUGAAUUCCAGUUGUGGGAGAUAGAAUUCCAGUUGUGGGAGAUUGAAUUCCAGUUGUGGGAGAUAGAAUUCCAGCUGUGGGAGAGAGCAUUCCAGUUGUGGGAGAUUGAAUUCCAGUUGUGGGAGAGAGCAUUCCAGUUGUGGGAGAUUGAAUUCCAGUUGUGGAAGAUAGAAUUCCAGUUGUGGGAGAUUGAAUUCCAGUUGUGGGAGAUUGAAUUCCAGUUGUGGGAGAUAGAAUUCCAGUUGUGGGAGAUAGAAUUCCAGCUGUGGGAGAUAGAAUUCCAGUUGUGGGAGAUAGAAUUCCAGCUGUGGGAGAGAGCAUUCCAGUUGUGGGAGAUAGAAGCAUUUCACGUGGAUGAAAUUCGUACAUAUAUGAAUGAAAUACAGCUGCAAGUUGACCAAACCUGCAAUACAGCUGAAAUAUAG